UGGCUGGCUGGUGGGCUUCCCAGCUACGCCAUCCAGCUACGCCAUCCAGCAUCGCAAUCCGCGACGCCUACAUCUUCCGAUCGCAACCCACGGCUUCUCACCCUCCUUUCCAAUCAAUAUGGCCCAAACUCGAGGACAGCGAGCCGCCCAAACGAAGGGGCAAGCUUUAGCGCCAAAGGAAAGGGGAAACCAACCUUCCCACGCCAGAGUCCCCCGGCGAAGCGCGCGCCUCGAUGGCCGUCGAGUGCGGACCGCAGAGCACGCCGAAUCGUCCCACGCACCUCCCCCGGGUGUAGUGCUCCAUGAAAAGGAUCAACCGACUUCUCCUGCACCCAGAGGCCGGAAACGAUUGCGCACCGCUGCAGAUCCACUUGAACCCACUCACGAAGAACCUCCCGGGAAGCGUCGACGAUCGUCCAGACAUUCCGUCGAGGAGAUAAUCGACCAAGAGGCGGCACAAGAGGACGCCGAAGGUCCAUCAGAUCCCAUCGCCUUCUGGGCUCAAGAAGGCAAGUGGCCGCCGGGAUUCUUCAAGCAGGGCGACAUGGAGCACUUGCUUGCGAGGAAGAAGUCGACGUCGGCGCUGGGCAGGAAACGAUCGGAAGCCGGCUCGUCGUCGACAACGCCUCAUUCGACCCAAGCUAGCGAUCAGAGACCGAGAGAGGAGAAGAGCACGCCGUAUCGAGACCCACGCUACAAGACCCUUCUUGAGACCAAGGGUAGUUUCAUGGACAAGUCCGACCUGGGCAUCACGGAUGCAAGCAAAACGCUUUGCCGUACUCUACUGGAAAAGAAGCAGUCUGUCCCACAGGAUUCCUUGUUCCGCGAUGACAUCUUCGAAUCAACCUGCCAGAGGGUGGAAGACAGGAACGAGGCCAGAGUCAUCCGGGAUAUCACCCCGCUGAUCGUCCCCUCGGCGGAAAUUCUCGCCACCUACGGCGCCACGAAGUUCAACUGCUUAAUUGAGAGCCUCAAUGAAGGAUGGAAUAACUCGGUUCCCCUGACCGGAACCCGUCCGCAACCCGACUACUCGGUGGGAUUCAGGCGGCAGGCCUUUUCAGACGAUCAACUCAGCAAGCUUUUGCCAUUUAUUGGCAACUGGAUUUCCGGUGACCAGUCUUACUUCAUGGCCACGUACCUCAUGUACUUCCCCUUCCUCUCUUGCGAGGUAAAGUGUGGUGCUGCAGCACUCGAUACUGCAGACCGCCAGAACGCCCACACCAUGACGCUUGCCGCGCGGGCCAUCGUCGAGCUCUUCCGCCUUAUCAAGCGUGAGAGCGAACUCCAACGCCAGAUUCUCGCCUUCUCAAUCUCACACGACCACCAGUCGGUACGGAUCUACGGCGAAUAUCCAGUAAUAAAUGGGAAGGAUACCAAAUACUAUCGUCAUCUAAUCCGUAGAUUUGACUUUACGGAACUUGACGGCAAGGAGAAGUGGACGGCGUAUCGUUUCACAAAGAACGUCUACGACGAAUGGAUGCCGCAACACCUUGAGAGGAUCCGCUCGGCCAUCGAUCAGUUGCCGUCCAAUCUGGACUUUGAUGUUCCGUCGCUCCAAGAAACAGGUCUUUCCCAGGGGCUCGAGAGCCAUCAUCUGCGGGACGACGAUACGGCGUCAUUGUCGAAGGAAGGUGGUGGCCAGUUAAGCAUCGCUGAUCACCGGCCCACUCCGGACACGUCGUUCACGGAACAAGCAGCAGCAAAGAGGCCGAGGAAGAGGGCAGAUGGAACCAAAUAACACUUGUUCAAUACACCCAGUAUGAGACCAACAGACUCCACUCAUGUCGCCCUCAGACGUUGGCGGACGACACUGUGAUGCCGUCUUUCCGUUCGGCGAGGAAUUGGAACGUGGUCGUUGUGGUCUGCACGGGGUCUCUCACAGGGCCCCAGUUUUGGGCACAGACGGGCCCGUUUCAAGGCCUU
Molecule: messenger RNA, 1923 nt
Organism: Ilyonectria robusta
Lineage: Eukaryota; Fungi; Ascomycota; Sordariomycetes; Hypocreales; Nectriaceae
Exons: 3
Coding region: 119-1738 (539 amino acids)
Source: RefSeq, a predicted model, not a curated record